UCAUUUUUUUUUUUUGCAAUGCCUAUUUUAUCAUUGCAGCGUUUUGUUAUCCACAAUACGUUGUCAAAAUCAAUUGAAAGCUACUACCAGGAAUCAGGGAGAGCAGGAAGAGAUAAUCUUCCAGCAGCAUGCAUUGCUCUGUACCAGAAAAAAGAUUUCAGUCGAGUUGUGUGCAUGUUACGGAGUGGACAAGGUUUUAAGAGCGAAAGCUUUAAGAAAGCGAUGGAUCAAGCAAAGAAAAUGCAAGAAUAUUGUGAACUGAAGACUGAAUGUCGAAGGCAAACACUUCUAGAGCAUUUUGGAGAGCCUUUCAACAGGCAUGGCUGCAUGUCUGGUCUCAGUCCCUGUGAUAACUGCUUAAAGAUGUCUGGAUGAAUCUAUCUACUUUGAUGAUUUGUAUGCAUUCAUCUUGAAAAAUUCCAAUCGAUUUCUCCAUGAUCCUUCCUCUACAAUUCUUUUACCAACCACCCCCACACCCCCCAAAAAGGCAAAUAAAUGAAUAAAUAAACUGGAUAUAUUUUCCCUGGAGAUGAGAGAUUGCACUGUUUUAACUUGAAGCUGUGGCUGUACAUUUCCAGAGAUUGUUUGUGGAAGCUGGUAUAGAACAGGUGGUGGUCAGGGACCUGGGGCUUGAAAACCUUGGCAUCAGAACAUCACAUAUCAGGUUUUUUCACUUUUUGAAAUUAAUUUUAUAUAUUCAGCGUAUCAUCUUAGACUUAGUGGACAGUCAUAGUGAUUGUUUUCUUUUCCGGU
Elaeis guineensis (African oil palm) is the source of this 753-nucleotide messenger RNA. The record is from RefSeq and is a predicted model, not a curated record. NCBI's taxonomy places the organism in Eukaryota, Viridiplantae, Streptophyta, Magnoliopsida, Arecales, Arecaceae.